UAACAUUAAAUCAAAUCAAAUAUCUAACACGAAAUAAUUCUAUCACUUUAAUCUUUACAUUCUAAUUCUUGCAUUACUCCCAUAAUCCAAAUCCAAGCGCUUAGCUAUUUUCACAUGUGCGUUGUUGACGUGCUCAUGUUUUCUAUUUAGACUCAGCCCGCUGAAUUCAUUUAACACACUAUUGGCCUGAGAGAGUGAAUACUAAGAGGGACUCUUUUUAUCACUUUAUCUCCGAAAGCUCCAUCUCCGAUCCCUUAAGAAGAAGAAGAAGAAGCCAACAUGUUGAAGAGGAUAGCUUCGAGGAGCAUGAUCACCUCCACAUCCUUGCUACUCCAAACCUUCAAUAAGGAGUUUUCUACUCACACAGAAAGGAAACUAGAAGGCAAAGUGGCGCUGAUCACAGGGGCAGCAAGUGGCAUCGGCAAAGAAACCGCCGCUAAAUUCAUCAGCAACGGUGCCAAGGUCAUAAUCACAGAUAUACAAAGGCAGCUCGGCGAAGAAACAGCCUCCGAGCUCGGACCAAACGCCACCUUUGUGGUCUGUGAUGUAUCCAAAGAAUCCGACAUCUCCAACGCCGUGGAUUUCGCCGUCUCUAGCCACGGACAGCUCGACAUAAUGUACAACAAUGCAGGCAUUGCAUGUAGUACUCCACCAAGCAUCAUGGACCUUGACCUCGGUGCAUUCAACCGCGUCAUGGCUAUUAACGUAGGAGGUGUGGUGGCAGGAAUCAAGCACGCCGCUCGGGUGAUGAUUCCGCGACAAACCGGUUCCAUUUUGUGCACAGCUAGCGUUACUGGUGUAAUGGGAGGUCUAGCGCCAUUCACAUAUUCGACAUCCAAAUCCUGCAUAAUCGGAAUUAUGAGAUCUGUAACACCGGAGCUAUGCAAGAACGGAAUCAGAAUCAAUUGCAUAUCGCCCUUUGCAAUUCCAACACCAUUAACAGUUGAUGAAAUGAAACUGUUUUUCCCGGAAGUGGAGGCUCAGCAACUUGCUAAAAUGGUAAAUAAUGCAAGUGAGUUAAAAGGGGCCUACUGUGAGCCCAUUGAUGUGGCCAAUGCUGCUCUAUAUUUAGCUAGUGAUGAUGCCAAGUAUGUUAGUGGCCAAAACCUAGUGGUAGAUGGAGGUUUCACUACGUUUAAAAGUUUUAAUUUUUCCAUGCCUGAUCAAUAGUACACUAAAGCUAGAUAAAGUUAUUACUGGAAGUGUGUUUUUUGAUUAUAUUUAUUUUGGUAAUUAUCAAAUGAACAAUGCAACUCUUCUUCAUCAAGAAUGUUUUAAGUGGCA
Messenger RNA from Nicotiana tabacum (common tobacco), 1284 nucleotides. Its product is annotated as zerumbone synthase. The record is from RefSeq and is a predicted model, not a curated record. Lineage: Eukaryota; Viridiplantae; Streptophyta; Magnoliopsida; Solanales; Solanaceae.